AAUAGAUUAGUAAUGUGCUAUAACUUUCUCACGAUAUCCAUUCCCAGAGACUGCAUUUAGUUGUCGCUCACAUGUGUCGGUUGUGUGCUGAACGUAUUUUCGUCUAUUUAUUGUGAAUAUUUAUUAACUUAUUAGUAACAAUGAUUAUCUCAACGAACGAAGGCAAUCCAAAUGCGUUAAAAGUAAUAGUUGCAGCUAAAAUAGCCCAACAAUCCUUCACUGUGAAAACGGUGCAACCAAACGCAAGUUUUUUGGGCCGUUUACCUACUAUUGAACUGCCAUCCGGAUCUGUGCUAUUUAGCACGAAUGCAGCAAUGCAGUUCUUAGUACCUCCAUCUGAAGGAUCAUUAAUUAUUAAUAAUAGAUGGUUGGAAUGGGAUAUUUCUCGAUUACAGCCAGCUAUAGUGUGUUGCAGUAAUACAGGAACUGCAAAUAAAUCUUAUUUGUGGACUUUACUAAAAGAACUUAAUGAUGCGCUAAAAGACAGAAAGUACUUAAUUCAGGAUAACAGUGAUUUAUCAUUGGCAGAUGUAUGCAUUUGGGUAACUAUAUGGUCUACUGUAUUAGUUACAGAAGUUGGACAGGAACUAUGUAAAGAAUAUUCAUCUAUUAAGAAAUGGUUAUCAUAUAUCGAGUUACUCCCAGUUAUUCAAGACUGCCUUAAGGAAUACAAGUUUGAAAGAGGCAUUAAAGCAAUUCUCAGUAUUCAAGCUGCAUUUUGGUUUCCUGUUAAUACAGUCAUGAACACACGGUCAUCCAAACCAGCUAGUGAUGUAAGUUUAGCUCAAAUUAGCCCAACUAAAGAAAAGGAAAUUGAAGCAAUUAGUCAAGAAGAAGUUCAAAAUAUCACAAGUAAUUGGUCUUCUAAGUCAUAUCCAGCUAUGAAGGAUUCUCCGUAUCCUGUAUUACCGAAAAAGGGUGAAAAAAAUAUUCUAGUAACAUCUGCGUUGCCCUAUGUCAACAAUGUUCCUCAUUUAGGAAAUAUUAUUGGUUGUGUACUUUCUGCUGAUAUCUUUGCCAGAUACUGCAGACAGAGAAAUUAUAAUACCCUUUUUAUUAGCGGCACUGAUGAAUAUGGUACUGCUACAGAAGCUAAGGCUUUAGAAGAGAAAACAACACCGCAAGCUAUAUGUGACAAAUUUUUUGAUAUACACAAUGAUGUAUAUCGGUGGUUUAGCAUAGGGUUUGAUUAUUUUGGUCGCACUACUACACCUGAGCAAACAGAAAUUGUGCAAUCAUUUUUCUUAAGAAUAAAAUCGCAGGGGUAUGUGUUAAGCGAAACUGUGGAUCAACUCCUCUGCGAAUUCUGUAAUAGAUUUUUGGCAGAUAGAUUUGUAGAAGGGACGUGUCCAAGGUGCAAAUAUGAAGAUGCACGAGGUGACCAAUGCGACGGAUGUGGGCAUCUAGUAAAUGCCACAGAGUUAAUAUCUCCACGAUGUAAAGUAUGCAGCAGUAGGCCUGUCAUUAAAAAAUCGGAACAAUUUUUCUUAGACCUACCUAAGUUAGAGGCUAGAUUAAAAGAGUGGUCUGCAACUGUGGAAAAAGGAUGGUCAGGUGUCGCGAGAGUAGUUGCAAAGCCGUGGUUACGCGAUGGACUUAAACCGCGAUGCAUAACACGGGAUUUGAAAUGGGGAAUUCCUGUUCCAGUAAAGGGUUUCGAAAAUAAAGUGUUCUACGUCUGGUUUGACGCGCCCUUUGGUUAUCUGAGUAUUACAAAGAGAUAUUCGAAGGAGUAUGAGCAGUGGUGGAAACCUAAAGAUGUAAAAGUUGAUUUGUAUCAGUUUAUGGCAAAGGAUAAUGUUCCGUUCCAUGCAAUAAUGUUUCCUGCUUGUUUAUUAGCAGCUAAUGAGGGUCAUACGUUAAUAAAACAUUUAAUGGCGACGGAGUAUCUUAAUUACGAAGAUACAAAGUUUUCUAAAUCAAGAGGUAUUGGAGUGUUCGGCACCGAUGCCAGAGAUACGGGUAUACCAGCUGACGUUUGGCGAUUUUAUCUUGCAUUUGUUAGACCCGAAACUCAAGAUUCUAAUUUUAAUUGGGUGGAUUUAGCGACUAAAAAUAAUAGCGAGUUAUUAAAUAAUUUUGGAAACUUUGUUAACAGAGCCCUGGUAUUUACGGAAAGAUAUUUUGACUCCAAAAUUCCAUCGAUGGAACUUCAAGAAGACGACUUAACACUAUUGGUAUUAGCUCAACGCGAAUUAUCAUCUUACAUACAGGCUUUGGAGCAAGCUAAACUACGAGAUGGUUUGAGGCAUGUGUUAGCAAUUUCUAAACAUGGGAAUCAAUACAUGCAAUUCCAAGAACCAUGGGUGAAAAUCAAAGGAACCGAUGAUGACAAGAAGAGAGCUGGAACGGUCGUUGGCAUUUGCUGUAAUUUGGCGUGUCUCUUAUCAGCUCUUUUAUCCCCGUUCAUGCCUAACACUUCUCGCGAAUUAAGAUCUCAGUUAGGAUUGGACAGUAGUAAUUAUGGUUAUAUCCCUGAUGUUAUUACAAACAUACUUUCAACGGGUCAUAAAAUUGGUAAACCAUCUCCUUUAUUUAAAAAGAUGGAGGACAAAGAUGUAGAAACAUUGAGAAACAAAUAUGCUGGUAAACAAGAAACAGUAAAUAAAACUCAAGCAAUUAAUGUGCAUGACGAUGAAAAAUCUUUAGAAGGUGCAAUAGUGGCACAGGGCAACAAGGUUAGAGAUCUGAAAGCCAAACACGAUAAAAGUGUUUGGUUACCCGAGGUUCAGAUUCUUUUAGACUUAAAAAAGAAACUUACUGAUCUCAAGGGUGGUGAAAGCAAGCCUUCUGUGCCGUCGCAACCGAAAACUAAGAAGCCUGAACCGGUACCUGUACCUGAACAAAAUGGAGAUGUCCCAACGGAUAUAGCAAAUUUGGAAUCAAGUAUUGCUAAACAAGGUAAUCUCGUACGUGAACUGAAAGCCAAGGGGGAUAAAUCUGCAUGGUUACCGGAAGUGGAAAACUUACUAAAACUUAAAAAGCAGUUAGCAGAUCUUACUGGAACUACUCCAGCUCCGACUGACAAGAAGUCUAAGAAAAAGAAAUAACUGACACACUAUCCCGCGUGUAUGCAUUUGUCAUCAUCAGAAAGCUAUCACAAUAUUUUUUAAUAAAACAUCAUCUCCCCUUCUAUAUUAUCCUAACCUUGUUCCGGCGAUACAUUCAUGCUAUAUGGUAUUUUUUUUCAUAUAGUGUAAUCGUGCUGGUUUAUUUAACAAAUUUAAUUUAUAUAUUAAAACUGUACAACUAAG
Messenger RNA from Hylaeus volcanicus, 3254 nucleotides. RefSeq names its product methionine--tRNA ligase, cytoplasmic (gene MetRS). Gene Ontology annotation, biological process: methionyl-tRNA aminoacylation. Gene Ontology annotation, cellular component: cytosol; aminoacyl-tRNA synthetase multienzyme complex. Lineage: Eukaryota; Metazoa; Arthropoda; Insecta; Hymenoptera; Colletidae. The record is from RefSeq and is a predicted model, not a curated record. Gene Ontology annotation, molecular function: methionine-tRNA ligase activity; ATP binding. The transcript is spliced from 15 exons. Bases 141 to 3050 code for a protein of 969 amino acids.